AUGUCUCAACUUCAAGGUAAGAGGUUUGCUGCAAAGCUGGUAUUAGAUAGAUCAACAGAUUUAUGAUGGCAAAAAGAUAAACUGUUGAUGUAAUUCUGCCGAGACAAGUAGGCUACCAAGAAAAGCUAAACAUUCCGUUUCUAAAAGCAGUUUAACUAUUUUAGAAGCAAAUCAUAUCUGGUCUGACAAGUGACAGAUUUUCUGCAUUUUGGAUCUGAAGCUUCUGAAGGAACAGACACAGUACUGCAGUGGCAAAUUGCAAAAUAAAUUUCUAACAACCUCAAGCCAGUGUGUGAAGAAAUAGUUAACUUUAAUCUGUCAUUGGAUGAGAAUUUUUGCUUUUAGAUAAACAGCAUACUUUUUUAAAAUUUUGAACUGCAAUGUAAAAUUAGGCACUUACAUUUUAUUCAUUUAUUAUCUUAGUACUGAGUAGAGGUGUUGAAUUUUCAGGAAAAAAAAGCUUUUUAAGUCCUUUUUAAGAAAGUAAUAUAAAAUGUAGUGUCUUUUGUGUUUCAGGCAAAAUGAGUCUGGAGGAAUACAUGAGAAGAAUUGACUUCCAUGGCUCUUUCAGGAAACCUGAUCUUGAAACACUGAAGAUGGUUCACAAACAGCACGUCAUGACAGUCCCAUUUGAAAACCUCAGCAUGCACUGUGGAGAGAGGAUAGUCCUGGACAUUGAGGUGGCAUACAAUAAGAUUGUGAGGAGCAACCGUGGGGGCUGGUGCCUUGAAAACAACUACCUGUUUGGUUGGGUGCUGAGAGAAAUGGGUUAUGACUGCACAACUCUCAAGUCCAAAUGCUUCAUGGUUCCCCUCAAUGACUACUCUCCAAUUGAGUCUCAUCUCAUCCACAAGGUAGUUAUUGAUGGAAAAGCUUACUUAGCAGAUGUGAGUUAUGGGAUGACUUGCCAACUGUGGGAGCCCCUGGAGCUCAUCUCUGGGAAGGACCAACCUCAGGGACCUGGUGUCUUUCGGCUGAUAGAAGAGGGGGGCUUCUGGGCGCUGGAGAAAACCAACAGAAAACUAAAGAUUCUUGAUCCAAAUUUUACCAAAACAAGUUUGAUCAACAGAUUAGAAGCAUACCCUAUCCAUCGCUUCACCCUGGAACCUACUGAGGUAGACAGUUUCCUCUACAUCAAUGAUAAACUCCAAACUGACCCAGCCUCCAUUUUUAGCAACAAGUACAUCUGCAGUUUGCAAACACCAACAGGGGUCAUAUCCCUGAUUGGUUGGACUUACAGUGAGAUCACCUUCAAACCUGAGGAGGGUGUUGAUUAUUAUGAUAUGAGGGAAAUAAAGGAAGACGAAGUGGAUCAGAUCCUGCAGGAGAAGUUUAAGAUAAAACUGCAGAAAAAAUUGACACCUGUAGCAAAUAAAUCAUGGUACACAAUGUAAAAUUCAACAUUUCUGUUAUUAACUCUCCUGGGAUAAUUAAAAAUAAAUAGGGGUUUAUAUUUAGUCAGGCAGAGUAGGUUGCUUGAUUUUUCUCAAAUACUUUAGCAGUACUUUGCAUUAUCUUUGUAUUUAUUUUAUAGUGAAAUUCUGCAGCAAUAUUGUGACUAUUUCUACUUAAAUCACUGGUUUUGUUGUCGACACAGACAACAAACCUUCAAUACAGACCUUCAUUACAAGAAUUCUAUAUGAAUUGAAAGGGGGUUUGACAAAGAAUUUGAUUCAUUGAUGUUAAGCAAGAUAUUUCUUUCCUUCAAAAGUUAAGUAAGCAGUAUAGAAGUAAAAUGUAAGGACAACAACAGAUGUGUAGUUUUUGUUCUAUCUAUCAAACAAUCUCCUGCACUCUGGUACUUUGAUUCUGUCUCAGGUUAUCAUUAAACUGGCUCUGUUGUACUAUAUAGAUGUAUUUGUUUGCUUUCAUUUGUCAUGCACCAGUGAAACGAGUUUGUUGUGCCAAUCAAAUGUAUCAGCCUGAUUAAUCAAUGCUAAUUUAAAACACCUGGCUGCAGGUUGAUAGAGUAAAAAGUGGCAGAUCUGUUGUACACCAUACCAGAACUCAUAGAAUGCCAAGUGACCAAUCAGAUUUCCACUAUGAAGAGCAAUCACAUGAUGAAGGGAAACAUAAAUGUACAUACAUGAAAUGAAUGUCUGCUGAAAUAUGAACAAACAGUGAGUAGAGCGAGUUGAGAAAAAUGCAAAUUACUUGGCAACAGAUCAGUCCAAGUCAGGGAAGUAGUCCAGGAACUCUAUAGCUGAAGGCGAAUGAAUCAUUAAACACUUAAAGAAAUAACAAACUGUUGACAGUUUUCACCUUUACCAUUAAAAGUCUGCACAUACAAUCAAAAUCAACAUCACAAUAGGGGUUAAGAAAUUAUGUUUAACAUUAGCACACAAUGUUUGCCCCAAUGAUAUUCUUUGUAAACCUGAUAAUACAAACGUCUUCACUGACUGUUGAGUACUAAAUUAAAGAUUAAUCAGAUAAACCUGUGUGUCUCAAAGUUGUGUCUGUGUCCAGCAUGAAUGUACCGAUUGAUGAUACCACCCAUGGACUUGUCGAGUGUUCAUACGCAGAUGCCAUCUUGGAGAGAGGUUCCUUGCUAUCUGAUUCCAUGUUAGAGCAGUCUACUUGACAGAACAGAGCAGCUUUUAUACACUUUAAUGGAAGAAAGGCUGAGACCACUUAACAUAAAUUAGCAUUUCUCAGGCAAGGGGAUGAGCUCAACAAUCUGAUUUAAAAGUUUUGAGCAUUACAUUAUUGUAUGACAAUGGAUCGAUGUCUUCACAUUAUUUUACAUUUUUAAAGUAAAUAUCAUUGGAUAUCUGUAUGGGGAUGCUAACCAAGCUCUCUGACUGGUUGCUUGUACAAAUAAUAAUGCAAGAUUUGCAGAUAACAGCCUAAGAUUAAAAAAAAACACAUUGAAACUUAAAACAUAUCUGUACCAUACCUGAAUGUCACACAUUACCUUUUCAUUUUAUUUUAGCGUAGCCUUUAAACAGUAUAUUACACUUUGUAUACAUUGACCCGGGUUACAUUUAUGCAUAAUAUAAGGGAGGAAAUUAUUUAUUUAUUGCAUGACGUCCAUUCUCAUAAACGCUUCUUAGACUUGUUCAAUAUUGUGAAUAUUAUUGCACCAUUGCAUUAUUAUCUGUUUAAUUAUAUUGAUAGAUGGAGUCAUUACAUCAACAACUGUGCCUUCGGCAUACAUGCAAUAUGCAAACAACUUCUUAACUGGAGGAUAGCUGUGCUGUGCUUCAUUGUCACUUCUCAGCCACAACAUCUCACAGCCCUUCAUCACAUCAAAGUUUGAAGGUAAGAGGUUUGCUGGUUCAGCUGACAUUUGACAGAUCAAAUAUUUUAAGAUUAGGAAAAUAACUAUUGAAUGAAAAUCUACCAAGAUGGAUAGAUGAAACUGACUGUUAACUCAGUUCAUGAGCUGAAGACCUGAUAAUAAAGCAGACCAUGUAAAUUUUUUUGAGAUAAAUCCUAAUUUUUCUGGUAUAUAGCAGCACAGUUUCAAUACUUCAUGUGUCUAUAAACUCUUCAGUUAAGUCCUGGCUCAAGCAGAAAAGUGAGACCAGGUUAAAUACCAACUCAUAUAUCUCUGAAAGCCAGUGUAGCAAAAAUGUUUGAAACUUGCAAUUUUAGGUCAUUUUGAGCAUAAAGUUAAUAACUUUGCAUAAUUCUGUGCCACUGUGGAAGAAGUUGGUGUUUCUUGCAGGUUAUCAACACUCUAUAAAGUUUUUGAUAAUGCCAUUUUGUACGACCACAGGGUGUCCUUUGUGUUACAGCCAAGAUGAAUCUAGAGGAAUACUUCCGAAGAACUGACUUCCAUGGCUCUUUCAGUAAACCUGAUCUUGAAACACUGAAGAUGGUUCACAAACAGCACGUCAUGACAAUCCCAUUUGAAAACCUCAGCAUGCACUGUGGAGAGAGGAUGGUUCUGGAUCUUGAGGUGACAUAUAACAAGAUUGUGAGGAGCAACCGUGGGGGCUGGUGCCUUGAGAGCAACCACUUGUUUGGCUGGGUGCUCAAGGAAAUGGGUUAUGACUGCACAACUCUCACGUCCAGAACUUACAUGGCUUCCCACAGUGAUUAUUUGCCUUUUAAGUCUCAUCUUAUCCUGAAGGUGGUCAUUGAUGGAAAAGCUUACAUAGCAGAUGUGAGUUAUGGGUUGUCUGGUGAGCUGCGGGAGCCCCUGGAGCUCAUCUCUGGGAAGGACCAACCUCAGGCAUCUGGUGUCUUUCGGCUGAUAGAAGAGGGGGGCACCUGGGUGCUGGAGAGGACAGGCAGAAAACCAAAGAUUCUUGAUCCAGACUUCGCCAAAUCAAGCCUGAUCAACAGAUCAGAAACCAACCCUCUCUACCGCUUCACCCUGGAACCUACUGAGAUAGACAGUUUCCUCUACAUAAAUGACAAACUCCAAACUGACCCAGCCUCCAUUUUUAGCAACAAGUACAUCUGCAGUUUGCAAACACCAACAGGGUUCAUAUCCCUGAUUGGUUGGACUUACAGUGAGAUCACCUUCAGACCUGAGGAAGGUGUUGAUUACUAUGAGAUGAGGGAUAUAAAGGAAGACGAAGUGGAUCAGAUCCUGCAGGAGAAGUUUAAGAUAAAACUGCAGAAAAAAUUGACACCUGUGGGAAACAGAUCAUGGUACACAAUGUAA
This is a messenger RNA of Xyrichtys novacula (pearly razorfish), 4618 nucleotides long. The record is from the annotation of a GenBank genome assembly. NCBI's taxonomy places the organism in Eukaryota, Metazoa, Chordata, Actinopteri, Labriformes, Labridae.